Danaus chrysippus (African queen) is the source of this 7446-nucleotide messenger RNA. Lineage: Eukaryota; Metazoa; Arthropoda; Insecta; Lepidoptera; Nymphalidae. The record is from the annotation of a GenBank genome assembly.
AUGGAAAUUGAGCCUUAUCAGAUGGACUUAGGUACACUUGUGCAACCUGUAGAUAAAUUGACCAUAGAACCUGAUGUUGGUAACUUACCUUUUCUGGUAAAUCUUGAUGAAAUACCUCCAGAAGGUAAAUUUAAGCUGCCUAUUUCUGAACAAUAUGACCCUGAUGGAAAACGGGUAAAAUUAUGUAAAAUUAAUGGAAAGAAAGCAGUCAGAUUUGAUCUCACGCAAAUAAUAAAUGAAGAUUUCGGAGAAAAUGAUAAAUCAAAAGAAGUUCAGAGGAUUAUCAGUGACUUUAUUAUGGAAUCUAAACUUGUUCAAGAACAAGCAAUUAAAAAAGAUGCAACUAUUUCCUUCCAACAGGAUGAAGCUACUGAUUUGAAUGUUAUCAAGGAAAAGGCAUUAGAAAUUGUCAGUGACAGUAUAAAUAGGGCUGUAACAUUUACGAGUGAGGCCAAAGAAAGUAUUAAAAAUGAACUACUAUUAGAAAAAAAUAACUUAUUAUUAUCAAAGGUAGCAAGAGACAGUUUAAAAGAUUCUGACGUCAAAUUUAAAGAAGUAAACAUUCAAAAGGAAUCUAUCAAAGAACAAUAUGAUGUUAAAGUAUCUGAAGAAAUUAAGAAGUUUGAAAAUAUUGAUAAUCGAAGUGAAAGUGUUGAAGAAAGACAACUACGUACUAAACAAGACAUACAGGAAGCUAUAGAAGCGGGUACCGUUUAUAGAAGAUCUGAAGUGUUUAAAAAAGAAAAUAUAGAAAUUAAUGAACCUAUAAAAGUAUAUAAAAAAAGUAGUGUAAUAUCAAAAACUAUUAAUAAAGAUCAAAAUUUGAAUGACUCGGAAGCAAAACGACGAGUAUUUUCAAUAGGACUUCAAACAAUACCCAAUAUUAAAGAAAAGGUUGACGCGAUGCAUGUUAAUUCAAGACUGAAGCUGCUAACAACUUUCUUUUUGCAAUUAACUAAUAUAAUGAUUGCGCUUUCCAAGAUUAUAUUGACACAACCAGUAGCAUAUGUAACUCAGAAAGAGUACACAAAAAAUGAACAAAAAGAUAUUGCGAAAGAAGAUGAAGAUAAUAAAUGGGAGACUUAUAAUUAUGAAGGACAGGGCUUGAGUAAAUAUAAGUAUGAUUACGAUUCUCAUGUAUCGGAAGGAGAAUUAAUACGAAAAGGUAAAUUGACAGGCGCGAAAAUAGCACAAAUAGAAGGAGGCUUACCAGCAGACUUAACAGAUAGAAUGGAUCUUGUGAUAUCUGAAUUUCAGAAGAAAACUGGUUGCGAAGAACAUAGUCGGGAUGAUUUUGAACAGGUUUUUCGGACACGGAGUGAAUCAAGAAGUAAAAUGAAAGAUGACGAUUCGUUUUACAGUGGCACUCGUAGCGAUAAAGACGAUGCUAGAAGAAAAGUUGUUGAAGACUACGUUGAAACUAAAACACAAUCAUAUGAAAUAAAAGAAAUCAAAACAGAAAAACGUACUUCUGAAUCUAUUUCGAAGACAGAAUCAAAACCUUAUGUUUAUGAGACAAAAGUUGAAGGCGAUAAUUUAACUUAUGUUGCAAUUGUGGAGUCUCACGUUUAUACGAAUAAAGAUGCUAUAUUCGAAGAAAAAAUUAUAAGUGAUAGUUCAAUGAAAUCUGAACGUCUUGAAAAAGAAACGCUAGAAGUAGAUACAAUAAUUAAAGAUACAAAAACGUCAUCUCUUGAAGAAACUAUUGUGAUACCUGAAACUAAAGAAGUAACAAUCAAAGAAAAAUACGAUGAAACAAGCGAAAUACAAAAUAUUAAAACUGAUUUAGAGGAAGCGUCCAUUAAAAUUGCCGCGAAAAAGAUAAGUGAGGUUUUAGAACCUUUUGUUCAAAUCUCCGUGGACAAAUCAUAUUCAGUAAAAGAAGAACAAACUAUUGUGGAGCCUUUUAAUUUAUUAGUUCAAAAUAAUGAUAUCACCACUGAAGAAUUUAAACAGUAUUUUGUAGCUACAACUGUAAUGAGUCAAAAAAUAUAUCCAUCUUUGGAGCAGCCCAAGUCAGUAGUAGAAAUUACAGAAAUCAUAGCAGAUGAAAAUGCAAAUCAAGAUGUACAUGUAACCGAAGUGAUUGAGGAAAGAUCUAACGUCCAAAUAGAAGAUACAAGAUCAAUAGCUGAAAUCACAGAAAUAUCUGUAACUGAGGAUCAGAAAGAAGAAUCUUUUGAUGUAACCACGAGCAUAGAGCCAAUUAUUGAAGUUGAAAAUAAUUAUUUAGCCCUGCCUGAAACCUUUACAGUCAUACCCGAAGAAUCUAAGGAAUUAAUAGAAGAAACUCAAAUAAAAACGCAACAAGUUAACGUUGGAGUAAACUUAUUAAGGGCUGUUGAAACUAUUACUACUUCCCCAGUAGAACCACAAUUCAAUAGUCUGCAAGUGUCUCCAAUUAUAGAAAAAGAACCGAUUACAACUAUCUCAACCGCUCCAUUGACGGUAGCGGAAACUACAACAGUGUGCUUGGAAGAAACUACAGCUAACAAUUUAGAAUUUGUAAAACUAGCUGAAGAAAAAUCUGGUGACGUAAUCGAAGCACCUUCAUUUGUUUUAGCAGAAGUGAGCACCAUUAUAUCUGAAGAACCUCGUGAAGAAUUUGAAAUUUCAGAUUUCCAGAGCCAAAGUGCUGAAUUAAAAGUAUUAGAUUUAAAGGCUGCUGAGACCCUCGUUGUAAAUUCUGAGGAAUCAGAACAGGCAGAACUUAAACCGGAACAGUUGAUAACACAGCUUCCAAAAACUGAUAUAGAAUUAUCAAAUUUAACUGUACCAGAAAUUUUAUCAACAACAACUGUAGAAUCUUCCGAGAAAAUUGGAGAUAGUUUGGAAAUAACUAAAGUUCUUAAAAAUGAACAACAAAUUUUAAUUGAAGAAAUUGUUUUAAAGGUUCCUGAAGUUGCUACAGUUGUACCGAGUGGACCGAAAGACAAACCUCUUGAAAUACCGGAAAUAACAGAAUGUAAGCCCUCCAUUGAUAUUAUAGGAAUAAAAUCUGCUGAGACUAUUAUGAUACAACCACAAGAACCUAUAUGUGAAAAGUUGGGUGAUUUUAAAGUUGAAGAAAAACAAGGUACAACUUCAACCGAGGAACCACAUUUAACAUUAGCUGAAGUAAUUUCUACAAUACCUGAUGAAGGAAAAGGCGAGUUAAAUGUACCUGAGUUGAAGACCCUGCAAGCUGAUUUAAGAGUAAUAGAUUUAAAAGUUGCUGAAACUACAGUUAUUCAGCCAGAAGAAUCGAAUAAAGUCGAAAUUAAAUUUGAACAACCUAAAGAGCAGCAUACGAAAACAGACAUUGAAUCAAUCAGUUUGUCUUUACCAGAAACAUUAGCAAUGACUAUUGUUGAGUCGUCAAAAGAUUUUGAUGUGCCCCAGAUUUCUAAAAAAGAUCAAAGAGUAUUAACAGAAGAUAUUCUUUUAACUGUAGCUGAAACAACAGCAAUUGUAUCUAGUGGACCUAAAGAUGAAAUUUUAGAAAUAUCUAAAAUAGAAGAAUGUAAGCCUUCUCUUGAUGUCGUUAACAUAAAAGCUGUUGAAACUAUUGUGAUUCAAUCGGAAGAACCAAAGUUUUUAAGCUUAGAAUGUGAAAAAUUAGACGAAAAGAGAUCCGUAACUUCAGUUGUAGCUCCAUACAUGACUGUUGCUCAAGUUGAGUCUACGACGACAGGAGAAGAGAAAACUGAGCUUAAAGUUCCUGAAUUAAUUGAGCAUAAAGCUAACAUUUCAAUAUUAGAAUUAAAAGCUGCUAAUUCUCUAGUUGUACAAGCUGAAGAGUCAAAACAACCAGAAUUGAACUUAGAAAAACUAAAUAAACAGGAAUCUAUAGCAAUUAUAGAACCGUCAAAUUUGGGAGUGGCUGAAAUUUUAACAACUAACAUUUCGGAAUCUUCAAAACAAAUAUCAGAAGUGGAGAAAAUUGAAAAUCGACAAGCUCAUAUUGAAGUUACUGGAUAUAAGGCUCUAGAAACCACAGAAGUAGCUCUUGCCGAUCUAACGUAUAAGAAAAUCACAAUACCAGAUACAGAAAUUAAACAAAUUAAAACAGCAAUAGAAGAAUCAGUUCAAUCCGUUGCCCAAAAAACUGAAGUUCAAAUUACUGAAGCUGGAAUUCCUAUUCCUAGAGCACCUGAAGUCGUAAGAAAGGAAGCGAACAUUAAAUUUAGUUCUAUAAAGCCGAUAGAACAAGAAACAAUAACAGCCCUAGAAGUUACUGAAGGUGAUAUAAGUGAAAAAACUCAGAGCUUCACUCACGAGGCUAGUUUAAAAGUCGUUGAGUCGAAAGCUGCCAGCGUGGAACAAACUACAACAGUAUUAGAAGCUACGAAGCAUACUGUUACAGAGUCCGAUGUAAAAGAAAAACAAUCUAAAACAGUCAUAGAAAAACCUAAUUUAACCGUAGUAGAAACCAUAACAGUUUUACCGCAAGAAUCAAGAAAUGAAUUUCAAGUUAAAGUAACAAAGGAUCAGAAAGCUAAGAUAGGAGUGUCUGAAUUCAAAACUGCUGAAGUAAGCCUUGUUUCAUCUGAAGAAGCGAAAGAAUCACGAUUAACUUUAAAAUCAUUUGACGAAAAGAAGUCAAAAGAAUCUAUAGAACUAUCAAAAUUAUCUGUUGCGGAAGUUUCAGCGACCACAGUUACAGAAUCCUCAAAGAAAAUUUUAGAAGAAAGGAGAAUGAAAGAUCAACAAGCAAGCUUUACUUUUGAAGAACGUAAGGCCGUUGAAGCAGAAGAGACUUUCAAAGAUAUGUCAUGUAAAAAACUGACUUUACUAGCACCAGAAGAAAAGCAAACACAAAGUAAACUUGAACAAACAGUUCAAUCUGUUGCGCAAGUAACUGAGGUUCAUGUAAAUGAGGCUGAAAAUAAAAUCAUCGAAUCAAAAGAUAAAGUAAUGGAAGCGAGCGUAGUAUUAAAAGCCAUAGCUCCUUUAGAGCAAGAAUCAGUAAUAACAUUGGAGGUUGUUGAAAAAGAUACCCAAAAGUCUAAGCAUUCUAGUAAUAAAGCUAAUCUAGCUAUCGUCGAGUCCACAGCUACUGCCAUUCAAGAAGUACUAGCAGUUACUGAAGUUAAAAAGGAGGACUUCAAGUUUAAAGAGAGUAAUGUACAAGCAAACUUCGGUAUUGAACAGUUAAAGAGAAGAGAAGCCCAAGCACGAGAAGUAGAUUUAUACCAGAAUUUCAAGCUUAGAAAGAACAAAUAUAGAAAUGAAUAUGUUGCAACAUCCCCAAUGACACCAGAAAUUGAGGAAUACAUGUUUUCACUUGAAGCAGAAUUAGAACAUCCUUAUAUUAUAGAACCUGGUGUUUCUGAAGAUGCUUUGUUUAGAAUCAAAGCCCAGAAGAAUCAGAUACAGAGUGCUGACACAAGUUACACACUAGCUAUCGAAAGUACUAUUGAGGACGAUUCAGAACAAAUUGAGGAAAUCGAAGAAGUGGAAAAUAUAUAUUUAGAUAAAAAUUUAAUCGAAAUUCAAGAUACGUCUGUUAGUACGUCUAAAACACAAAAAACUAAAGCAUCUUCUCAUAUUGGUUCAGUUUCUGUUGAAGACAUUUCUGCGGAUACUCACAAUUUGAACGUAAGUCGAAAAAUAUUAAAGCAAAAACAAGCUGCUAUGCAAGAAAAAUCAUUGUCAAAUGAGACAAGGCAUAAACGAGUACGAUUUGGCAUAGACGAAUCGAGCAAAUCAUCUGAAAUUAAUUCGUCUUCAGUAGAAAUAGCUCAAGACUUAUCUACAGAAGCCCUUAGUAAUGAAUCUGGCUAUAAACUUUCUGUAAAGAAAGCAAUGGCGGGCAAAGAAUCCAUAAUCAGCCAUUCGGAGAGCGGAACACUGCAAAGUAGUGAUAUUGUAACGGGUAUGAGUUCUAAAACUAAAACGUCGUCAGUAGAAAUGGCUCAAGACUUGGAUACCGAAGCAAUCAGCAAUGAAGCUAGCUACCAACUAUCUCUAAAGAAAGCUAUAACUGCGGAGGAAUCUAUGAAUCAAUCUAAUCAAAUGUCACUACAAACUACUUCUGACAUGAAUGUGUCAUUAAGCAGCCAUCAAUUAUCUUCUGAAGCUUCGGGUCAUGAUGCAAGUUACAAACUUUCCAUACAACAGGUAACUGAUGGAGAGAUGGAAGAAAAAACAAUGUCAAGCCAAGGUAUCAAAUCUCAAUCUUCAAGCAGAACUAGACAAGUUAAAUCGAGUAAAUCAGCAAAAAAACAAGAUUUAUCACUUCAAAUUGCCCAAACUGGGUCGUUAGAAGCCAGUAUGGAACGCACGGAACAAGCCAGUUACAGUUCAAAGCUACAUCAAUCAUCGGCGAAGGAAGUUUUAUCAACAGGAACAUACCAACAGCAAAUGGAGCUAGGCUUACAUGAUUCAGAAUUUCAUGUAGCUGCGGGUAAAUCUUUAGAAGUUUACGAUGAAUCUGGAGCGAUAGAAUAUUCAGCUGAAAUAAUGAAAGGCGUAUCACAAAAAGCUUCAAAAGACCAACUAACACUACAAACUGAUCUUCAAGGAGCGAUUACAAACGGAUCUAUAUCUUCACCACUCGUACCUCCUACCCCUUUGACCGACGAAUACGUAUUUAGAUUGGAAACCGAUAUGCCUGAAGAAACUCCUUUCGUCCAGAGAGAUUGUUCGAUCAGUCCUGACAGUAUGCACGAAGAAAUCAUUGUAAAUGGUCUCAUGACUCACUACAAGACCAUAGUUGGAAAAAGAAUACUAUACAGCCCUCCUCUUCCAACGCCGCCUACGUCCCCCGAGAAAACGAAGCCCGCGUAUAGCAAACCUGGUUUAAAAGGUGGUUCAAAUACACUGGAAAUGACUGAGGAAGAGCUUCUCGAACUUAGACGUAACAAAAAGCUUGUACGUGCAAUAGAUCGAACAUUGAGACAGAUAGAAGAAUAUAAAGCAUCUGUAGGAAUAACUGAUGACACAAAUAGUAACAAAGAAGUUAGGGACAAAACAGAAGACAAAAAGAGCUCAGAAGAGAAUAGAGAAGAAAAGAUUGACAAAGAAAGGAUGACGGAAACUCCGAUUUACGUCGUAGAAGAAUUCAAAGAUGAUAUAAAGGAAGAAAAUUGUGAAAUUACAGACGAUUGUAUAAAAAUAACUAUUCUUAAUGAAGAUAAUGGUGAUAAAGAAACUGUGACUGUAUUGACAGAAGAUGAAGAAAGAAAAGAAGUAGAAGAAGGAAUGAGUAAUUCAGAUUAUAUUACUCAAAUAGAAAUGGAAAGAAUUAAGGCAGAACUAAGAAGAGCACCAAUAGAUUUGAAUACAGAAAAUAUUCACAAAAAAGAAUUAACGGCAUUGGAACCUGGUAUAUGGAGCGAGGUCAGCUGUGACGAAACAACAGAAAAAUAUUCUGAUUCUGACAAAAUAGAAAAAGAACACAGAGAACAGACUACAGCUGAUUCGACAGAAGCGACAAUGAGUGAUAAACAAACUAUCGGGUAA